Pelobates fuscus (common spadefoot toad) is the source of this 3298-nucleotide messenger RNA. RefSeq names its product SKI family transcriptional corepressor 2 (gene SKOR2). The transcript is spliced from 9 exons. Gene Ontology annotation, cellular component: transcription regulator complex; nucleus. Gene Ontology annotation, biological process: negative regulation of BMP signaling pathway; negative regulation of transcription by RNA polymerase II. Lineage: Eukaryota; Metazoa; Chordata; Amphibia; Anura; Pelobatidae. Gene Ontology annotation, molecular function: SMAD binding; DNA-binding transcription factor activity, RNA polymerase II-specific; RNA polymerase II cis-regulatory region sequence-specific DNA binding. The record is from RefSeq and is a predicted model, not a curated record. Bases 624 to 2807 code for a protein of 727 amino acids.
GUCCCUACAAAGUGCCCUCUCUUCCACUCUGCUGAAGGAUAAUAGGAGAAAGCUGAAACCGAAGGGAACCUUGCCCAAAAAGGGGAGGCAGUGUUACUAAGCUCUCCCUUUAUCUUGGACUUGGCUGGAGCUGAGGGACCUGAGCUUUUUUAAGGUUUUAUGAGCGGCACCCAGAGGGUACACAGCAGAAAGGACCCUAUUAACAGAGUGCAGUAAAUGAACUUCCAGUCCAGCAGUGGGUGGGAUUGCUUUGAGUCUCCUGCUGGUCCCUGACAGGCUGAUCUGUGUCCCCCUCUGAAAGUAGGAGAUUGGAUGUGAUAGGGUGAAGUACAGCAUCUCUCUGGCUGACUGAUAGUAGGCGUUCAAGAUCACUGUCUUACACAGGAGACACAGAGAUCACUUUGGGAAAAUACCCCAGCCAUUAGCUCCUGUAGACAAGAAGGAAGACAGACAAAGACUGACAUCAAUGGGACAGGGGACCCAUAGCCUGGUACAGCCAGCCUGAGGAUCUGAUAGGAACCACAACUGUAUGUGUGGAAGACUUGUUGGGAACACAGCAUUGAUCCUGCCCCUCCCAGUAGUGAGAAAGACAAAAGAAGUGCUUUGUGUCUGCGUCUUUAGAAAUGGCUUCUAGCCCCCUGCCAGUAUCAAACGACUUACUGCUUGCAUCUCCCCCCAGCUCCUACCAGCAGGACUCUCUAGGACAGUCUAGGUCCAACCACUCCAGUAUGAAACCCAAUCAAGUCAGCCAGGUCAUUCUUUAUGGCAUCCCCAUCGUCUCUCUUGUCAUCGAUGGACAGGAGAGGCUGUGCCUUGCUCAGAUCUCCAACACCCUUCUUAAGAACUACAGCUACAAUGAGAUUCACAAUAGAAGAGUGGCACUAGGCAUCACCUGUGUGCAGUGUACUCCUGUACAGUUGGAAAUCUUAAGGAGGGCCGGGGCUAUGCCCAUAUCUUCAAGAAGGUGUGGGAUGAUAACAAAGAGGGAGGCUGAAAGACUGUGCAAAUCAUUUCUGGGGGAGAACAGGCCUCCUAAACUUCCAGACAAUUUUGCCUUUGAUGUUACCCAUGAGUGUGCUUGGGGCUGUAGAGGAAGCUUCAUCCCAGCCAGGUAUAACAGCUCCAGGGCAAAGUGUAUUAAGUGUACCUACUGCAACAUGUACUUUUCUCCGAAUAAAUUCAUCUUCCAUUCACAUCGUACCCCAGAGGCAAAAUACACACAGCCAGAUGCUGCCAACUUCAACUCGUGGAGAAGACACUUGAAGUUGACUGAUAAGAGUCCUCCGGAUGAGAUGGUAUUUGCAUGGGAAGACGUGAAAGCCAUGUUUAAUGGAGGGAGUCGUAAAAGAGCCUUGUCUCAUGGACACUGUCACUCGCUGUCUUCUGUGAAGGCCUCAAGUGGGGUCUUGCCACACAUCAUCGGUCAGGAUCUCAACCAGAAGAGGCCACGGUUUGAAGAGGAGGAAGAGAUUGAGCCUUCCAACAUCACAAACAAAACCCAACGUAGCUACCCUGUCAUCCCAGUCCCCAGCAAAGGGUUUGGCAUGCUGCAAAAAUUCCCUGCAAGUACCCUAUUCCCAAGCCCAUAUUCCUUCCCUGCAUUUGGUCUCUGCCAAAAGAAAGAUGACAAUGAGUCUGUAAAUAGCCAGAAAACAAGUGCAUUAUCUGGAUUAUUUUGGCCAGGAAGGAAAGAUGCAUUUUACCCCCCUUUUUGUAUGUUCUGGCCUCCAAGAACUCCUGGUGGUCUACCAGUCCCAACCUAUCUCCAACCUCAACCCAGUGCCCUCACUUCCAUCACAGAGAACCCUACACUGAGACAGGCCUUUCUGGAGCUGUCUGACCAAAGUGAUGGGAGCACUGUCAGUAACACAGGUGAUAACUUGUAUGAGGCCGAAUGCUCCAGUUCUCCAGUGGCCAGUGACAUUAGACCCUCAUCUGAAGCCAGGUCCAACACAUUGGAUGUACCCCCAUUCCCGAUCAGGAAACAGAACUAUCACUCCGCCUUCAGGCCAGUGGUUAAAGAUUCAGAAAGCAUUGCAAAGCUCCAUGGUAGCGUGGAGGACUUCUCUUCCGAAAGACAUGUUUCACCUGGUACAAGUUGUAGUUACCAAAGUGAAUCCUCAGACACAGACGAGGAGCAAGAGGUGGAUGUGGAGUCUAACAAACAACAAGAUGAUGAAGAAGAGGAGACACUUAGCAGUAAAUUUCUCCAAAGCAGAGGCCUGGCAGACAACUCUGACAAAACUUGCAAAGCAAGAUCUCCCUUCUCCAGAAAUGAUACACAUGGGGAGAAAAUAGAAAGCACCGAAAACCAUCCUGCUACCCCAAAAGACUCCAGCUCCUGUCAUACAUCACUGGAGGAAAUUUGCUACAAAGAUACGCAGAAAAGCAAAGAGGACAGUCCGAGCUUAUCUUCCAAAGAAGACUCAUUCCAAGAUAAAAGCAAAGAAAUGCACUUCUACAUCACAGAUUCAGAGCCAUCUGGAGGUGAAUUUUGGAGACAGAUAGGAGGAGAAGCCAGCCAAGAAAACAGUACAUCUCAUUCACUGAAGAAAGAUGUCGGCAGCAUGGGAAAAGAAGAACUUCAGAAAGUCUUGUUUGAACAAAUAGAUCUUCGGCGGAGGCUCGAGCAGGAGUUUCAAGUUUUAAAAGGGACGCCAUCCUUUCCGGUUUUCAAUAACUUUCACGAUCAAAUGAAACGUGAACUGGCAUACAGAGAAGAGAUGGUUCAACAGAUACAAAUUAUUCCAUACACAGCAAGUUUAAUAAGGAAAGAAAAGAUUGGCACACAUCUGAGCAAGAGUUAAAAGCUUGGCCAGCAGAACCUGUGACUACACAAUCGGUUAUAAAAUGAACAAAUAUUUCAAACUGUAUAAAGACUGAAAUUUGAAAGAUCUUUCGGGGGAAAAUGGUUCAGAAGCAAAAGAUGGCCUGGAGCAAUCAGGACCCAUGUGUAUCAUACCAUAUAAAAACUAUUAGUAGACAACAGAAAACCAUAUCUGUAUGGACCUACCGUCAGUACCAAAGUAUAUGCAACCAUUGACCAUGCACUAGGCUUCCUACAGACAGGACUUGGAAAAAGAUGACACGUUCAACCCAUAUUUGCUCUACUCAUAGAGCUGGAAACUCAAAAGAUGUAUCUCAGAACUUCUUAUGGAAUAGAGUUCCUUUCUAUGUUUAGUGGUGUCCACUAUAUGGUGUGGGACAAGUUAAGGACAUGUUGUCAUUUCUGGACUGGACAAAGUGUGACGUUGGCCCUGCCGAUAUUAUAUUCUGCCUGCUGUAUGGAUUAAACUGU